Ostrinia nubilalis (European corn borer) is the source of this 1022-nucleotide messenger RNA. Its product is annotated as ras-related protein Rap-2b. NCBI's taxonomy places the organism in Eukaryota, Metazoa, Arthropoda, Insecta, Lepidoptera, Crambidae. Gene Ontology annotation, molecular function: GTP binding; GTPase activity. The record is from RefSeq and is a predicted model, not a curated record. The transcript has 3 exons. Bases 75 to 920 code for a protein of 281 amino acids.
GAGCCGCGACGCGCACGCCUCUCGCUGCGACCGCGGAGUGUCAUGUGUGAGUGGUGAACGAUCAGUGAACAACCAUGAAGGGCCGACACCAAUUCCGACGCCGGUUCAGCCUCCAGCCGUCUUUCAUGAAAGAAGAACACGAGGAGGAGCGAAGACCUCACAGGACUGAAAGAACAGAAGACACCGUAUCAAGCAGCGGAAACCUAACCAAUAAUGCAGUCCGUCACAAAAUUGUCGUGAUGGGAGCAGCCAAAGUCGGCAAAUCCUCGCUCAUCUCACAGUUCCUCUACAACACUUUCUCGCCUAAAUACAAAAGGACGAUCGAGGAGAUGCACCAUGGAGACUUCAAUGUUUCUGGUGUGAGACUGACGCUGGAUAUCCUCGACACAUCAGGAGCGUACGAGUUCCCAGCUAUGAGGGCGCUGUCUAUGCAGUCAGCGGAUGCCUUCAUACUCGUGUACGACAUAACAGACGCGGACAGCUUCGCAGAAGUCAGGACCUUGAGGGAUCAGAUCCACGAGACGAAGGAAAGCACAGCAGUCCCGAUAGUCGUAGUCGGCAACAAAGUGGACUUGGCAGAGACAGGAGCGCGACAAGUAGAGUUCCACACCACAGAAUCCGUGGUCACAGUGGAUUGGGAGAACGGCUUCGUCGAGGCCUCAGCGAAAGACAACAUCAACGUGUCGCAAAUCUUCAAGGAGUUGUUAGUGCAAGCGAAGGUGAAAUACAAUCUGUCCCCGGCGCUGCGGCGGCGGCGGCGACAGUCCCUGCCUACGGGGCCCCAGGGCCCCCCCGGGUCCAGUCCGACCCCGCCCGCGUCUUCCCACGCGCCCCACGUCCCGUCGCCGGCACAGCUUGCUCAUCUCCAACAGAUCAGGGAACGACACAACAGCAAACGCAACUCGUGUGUCAUCUCUUAAGUUUUAGUAUUAUUGAGAUGAGAGUGUAAAGUUGUUUUGGUGAUAUUUGGUUAUAAUAGCGGUAAAGAUGGUAGUGUCAAAGAUAGGGUUUUGAUUACCUAG